Populus trichocarpa (black cottonwood) is the source of this 2663-nucleotide messenger RNA. RefSeq names its product phosphate transporter PHO1. Bases 62 to 2377 code for a protein of 771 amino acids. NCBI's taxonomy places the organism in Eukaryota, Viridiplantae, Streptophyta, Magnoliopsida, Malpighiales, Salicaceae. Gene Ontology annotation, biological process: phosphate ion transport; cellular response to phosphate starvation. The record is from RefSeq and is a predicted model, not a curated record. The transcript is spliced from 15 exons. Gene Ontology annotation, molecular function: inositol hexakisphosphate binding. Gene Ontology annotation, cellular component: trans-Golgi network; plasma membrane; Golgi apparatus.
UCCCUCUUCCUUCUCCCUAUCUCUCUCUCUCUCGACUUCCUUUCCAUUCAAAGAGAAGAAAAUGGUGAAGUUCUCAAAGGAGCUUGAAGCUCAACUAAUCCCAGAAUGGAAGGAAGCCUUUGUAAACUACUGGCAACUCAAGAAGCAGAUAAAGAAGAUCAAACUCUCACAAAAAUCCAAACAACCCCAACAAGUUCUUGACCAUGAAUUUGGUCUUUCCAUUUUUGAUCCCAUUCGCUCCCUCGCCAAAAAUAUAUCCAGCAAGCUCUUCCACUCCGAUACCGAAACCGAAAUCAUUCAGGCGAGGAGCAAGAGCAUGGAGGAUGGUGAUGAAGAAGUACUGUACCAAACCGAGCUUGUUCAAUUGUUCUCCGAAGAAGAUGAGGUGGCGGUGUUUUUUGAGAGUCUGGAUGGAGAGUUAAAUAAAGUGAACCAGUUUUACAAGAAUAAAGAGAGCGAAUUUCUUGAAAGAGGAGAGAUACUUAACAAGCAGCUAGAGACUUUGCAGGACCUCAAACGGGUUCUCAACGAGCACUGUCGUCGUAAGCCGAAUGCCGGAGUCCUUCCUCUUUCUUGCUCAUCCUCACCACCUCGAAACUCCUUUUGUUCUGAAAGCGCGAGUGAAUCAAAUGAGACCUCUGCAGAUUCACAGAUUGAUGAAAUCAUCGCAGCACUGGAGAGAGAUGGCAUCAAUUCGGCCACAAGAAAAAAAACAAAGAAAGGGAAACCUAAGAUGGCAAUGAGGAUUGGCAUUCCAGCUGCUGCACCAACACGAACGAUCACGGCUGUAACAUCAAUGUUGUGGGAAGAUUUGGUUAAUAACCCUAAAAAGGAAUUAGGUGCUGGAGAUUUCAUUAAUAGAAAGAAAAUCCAGUGUGCUGAGAAGAUGAUUAGAGGUGCAUUUGUGGAGCUCUAUAGAGGCCUCGGUCUCCUUAAAACUUACAGCUCGUUGAAUAUGGUGGCCUUCACGAAAAUAUUGAAGAAAUUCGACAAGGUCUCUAAUCAACAAGCAUCAGCAAGUUAUUUAAAAGUAGUGAAGAGAUCCCACUUCAUUAGCUCUGAUAAGGUUGUGAGACUAAUGGAUGAUGUGGAGUCCAUCUUCACAAAGCACUUCGCCAACAAUGACAGGAAAAAGGCGAUGAAGUUCCUGAAACCCCAGCAACAAAAAGAGUCUCACAUGGUUACGUUUUUUGUUGGAUUGCUUACUGGUUGUUUUGUAUCACUGUUCAGUUUAUACGCAAUCUUGGCACACUUGGCUGGUAUUUUUAAGCCAAAUUCUGAAAGAUCAUACGUGGAAACUGUCUACCCUGUUUUCAGUGUCUUCACCUUGUUAAGUUUUCACUUGUUUAUGUACGGGUGCAAUCUCUUCAUGUGGAAGGGUACACGGAUCAACUACAAUUUCAUUUUUGAAUUCCAACCCAGCACAGCCCUCAAGUACAGAGAUGCCUUUCUCAUUUGCACCACUUUCAUGACCUCGGUGGUUGCAGCAAUGGUAAUCCAUCUUCUCUUAAGGGCUAGCGGUUUUUCACCAAACCAUGUCGAUGCCAUUCCUGGGAUUCUCCUCCUAAUUUUUAUUUUCGUGCUCAUUUGCCCUUUUGACAUCUUCUAUCGUCCAACACGUUAUUGCUUCAUCCGGAUUAUACGAAACAUAGUCUGCUCUCCAUUUUACAAGGUUUUGAUGGUCGACUUUUUCAUGGCAGACCAACUUACUAGCCAGAUUCCAUUGUUGAGGCACAUGGGAUCCGCAACUUGCUACUUUCUAGCUGGGAGUUUCAAGACACAUAGAUAUGAAACCUGCAAAUCCGGAAGGCUAUAUAGGGAGCUUGCUUAUGUCAUUUCAUUUUUGCCUUACUAUUGGCGUGCUAUGCAGUGUGCAAGAAGAUGGUUUGAUGAAAGUGACCUCAACCAUUUGGCUAACAUGGGGAAGUACGUUUCUGCCAUGGUGGCAGCUGGUGCGAGGAUAACUUACGGUAGGCAGGAGAACCACCUAUGGUUUGGUAUAGUCCUGGUUACUUCUGUGUUUUCCACAGUCUAUCAAUUGUAUUGGGAUUUUGUUAAGGACUGGGGCCUUCUCAACUCUAAAUCCAAGAAUCUAUGGCUAAGAGAUAAUUUGAUACUGAACAACAAAAGCAUGUACUACAUGUCCAUCGUCUUGAACAUAGUUCUUAGAGUUGCUUGGGUGGAGACGGUCAUGGGGUUCCGCUUCAACAUGGUUGAGUCACGUAUGUUAGAUUUUUUAUUGGCUUCUUUGGAGGUAAUUCGACGUGGCCACUGGAAUUUUUACAGGUUGGAGAAUGAGCAUCUGAAUAAUGUUGGCAAGUUCAGGGCGGUGAAAGCAGUUCCCUUGCCAUUCCGCGAGACUGAUUCUGAUGGCUGAGAUGUCCAACCGUCAAAAUGUAAAGAAUUUCCUUGCAAGUUCAUUCCAGGUACAGUUCCUAGAAGGCUGACAUAAAGGGGCCAUAUGGGAUCCACAUCUUAUAAAACAAUGUGCGAGUCUCCUUUUCAUUCUUCACAGAUCCAACUGAUUCGGUGAUUGUAAAGCUUUGAGUGUAAUGAAGAAAGCGAGCAUCAAGUUUACUUGGAAUUAUUAUCUUGUACAAUAUUGGGAAUUCUGACUUCGAUUUGAUGAUAUGAACGAAACUGAUGUCUUCGACGAAUUUUCA